Messenger RNA from Lutzomyia longipalpis, 4066 nucleotides. It is a transcript of the gene subdued, whose product is annotated as anoctamin-4. Gene Ontology annotation, biological process: chloride transmembrane transport. The record is from RefSeq and is a predicted model, not a curated record. The transcript is spliced from 8 exons. NCBI's taxonomy places the organism in Eukaryota, Metazoa, Arthropoda, Insecta, Diptera, Psychodidae. The coding region runs from base 89 to 3166 and encodes 1025 amino acids. Gene Ontology annotation, cellular component: plasma membrane. Gene Ontology annotation, molecular function: protein dimerization activity; chloride channel activity.
UUUAUGGGACAACCCAAUACUCAUUCAUUUCAUUGGAAAAAAUGAUUUUGGUGGAAAGUGCGUGAAAAUUGUUAAAAUUCCUCCGUAAAUGGAAAAUGAUCCACCUCAGAGGUCAGCAGAGGGACGUGCUUCGAGUGUCUUUCUAGACGUGGAUGCGGUGAAUGACUCGGAGGACAAGCGCUUCUUCUGGCCCGGCAAGUUUCCGGGAUUCCGGACUCCCGAUAGUGGGGCCAUAACGGCUAAAGAACUCAAUGCAAUGUCCGUGGCCAGCCUCUAUGACCGAGAGGAUGAGGACACCAAGGAGAUGGAGACGGAGAAUGACGCAACACCGGAGAAAGUCAGCAUGACCAAAGAGACCACAAUGGACUGUGAUUGCCCCCGGAAUCCCUUUGAUAACCGCAAAGGCGCCAGCGAGAGCCUCUUCUUUGCCGAUGGGAAGCGUUCGGUGGACUUUGUGCUGGUGUGGAAGCGUACAGAUCCCGAAGUUGCCACCGUGGAGGAGCAUCGGCUGAAGAAACGAACAAUCUUCGAGGAGAAUCUCAUAAGUGACGGCCUAGAACUUGAACUGGAAUCUGUGGAGGAUGAGCUGUUCUUUACUAAAAUCCACGCUCCCGUUGAAGUCCUCAGGCGCUACAGUGAGAUCCUCAAGUUGCGGAUGCCAAUGAGAGAAUCCUUGUGUAAAGUUCAGAAUAAGCCACUGAAAAGAUCUAUCUCAAAGAAUGCUGCUCAAUAUCUUUCGAGCAAGAUUCCUGGAUUGACUGACAUGAUUACAAAGACACAACCGACGUUCCUGAGUCAGUUGAGUGGCAUUUGGGGGUCAUUAGUGAAGAGCUUCCUCGUUGACGAGAAACACUUCCCGCCAAUUUCUCAUCGUUUCACUGCCGUCUACAGCCGUGAUAAGGAGUACUUAUUUGACCUACAGCAGCCGUGUUUUUUCUCCGCUGCUGUUCGAUCGCGGAUUGUGCAAUUUAUUUUAGAUAGAAAACGCUUCACAACUGAAGAGGCGGAUGAUUAUGCUUUUGGCAUAGAUCGCCUAAUCUCCGAUGAGGUCUACAUUGCAGCUUAUCCGUUGCACGAUGGUGAAGUUCACAUCACUGGGAGUAUGAGGCAUCUCCUGUACACGGAAUGGGCAGCUGUAUCGAAAUGGUAUCGCUACCAGCCACUCGAUUACAUCAAGGAGUAUUUUGGCGUCAAAAUUGGCCUCUAUUUUGCAUGGUUGGGUUUCUAUACGUACAUGUUGCUCCUGGCAUCAAUUGUGGGUGUUGCAUGCUUUAUCUACUCCUGGCGGACGAUGGACAAUUACCAGGUGAGUCGUGAUAUCUGCAAUGGCAGCAUGGAGGUAAAAAUGUGUCCACUUUGUGACCAUUGGUGUGACUAUUGGGACUUGAAGGAGACCUGUCUCCAUGCUAGGACAACAUAUCUCUUUGACAAUCCCACCACGGUGUUCUUUGCCAUUUUUAUGUCCUUCUGGGCAACACUUUUCCUCGAGCUGUGGAAGAGGUAUUCAGCUGAAAUUACGCACAGAUGGGAUCUCACGGGAUUCGAUAUUCACGAAGAGCAUCCGCGGCCACAGUAUCUGGCCCGCCUGGCGCACGUACAGCGUAGAACGGUGAAUGUGGUGACGAAUCAAAUGGAACCACAAGUGCCAUUUUGGCGUGUUAAACUCCCCGCGACGAUUCUCAGCUUCUCAAUUGUGAUGCUCCUCGUGGCAUUGGCUGUAGCGGCUGUUCUUGCUGUUGUCCUGUACAGGAUGUCCGUUCUAGCGGCACUCAGUGUCUACGGGGAUAGUGUUACGACGUCUGGAGCUAUAAUUUUCACCACUGCCACAGCAGCAAGUAUCAAUCUCUGCCUGAUUAUCCUUUUCAAUUGGAUGUAUACCUUUGUUGCGGAAUAUCUCACGGAAUUGGAAUUGCUUCGCACUCAGACGGAAUUCGAUGAUUCCCUCACGCUCAAGAUCUACCUCCUACAGUUUGUCAACUACUACGCUUCCAUUUUCUACAUUGCCUUCUUCAAGGGGAAGUUUAUCGGCUAUCCGGGGGACUACAAUCGCUUCUUCAAUUUCCGGCAGGAGGAAUGUGGAUUUGGGGGAUGCCUCAUGGAGCUCUGCAUCCAAUUGGCCAUCAUAAUGGUGGGGAAGCAGACACUAAAUAGCAUCCUGGAGAUGCUUCUGCCACAAUUCUAUCGAUGGCUCAAUGUGAUUAAAGUCGCAGGAUCACGGCUGAAGAACAAUUGGUCCCUCAAAGGUGGGGCAAAGCGUUGGUUGAGGGAUUUGAAGCUCGUUGAAUGGGGUACAAGGAGUUUGUUUCCGGAAUACCUCGAAAUGGUCCUGCAGUAUGGAUUUGUGACAAUUUUCGUUGCUGCCUUCCCCCUUGCUCCCUUUUUUGCACUCAUCAACAAUGUCCUGGAGAUGCGUCUGGAUGCAAAAAAGCUCCUCACAUACCAUCGACGCCCAGUGUCACAGAGAGUACGAGAUAUUGGGAUUUGGUAUAGAAUACUCGACUCAAUUGGGAAAUUGAGUGUCAUCACGAAUGGCUUCAUUAUUGCAUUUACAUCGGAUUUUAUUCCGAGACUCGUGUAUCAGGUGGCUGUGUCACCAGAUGGAUCCCUCCAGGGCUACAUGAAUUAUUCUCUCGCAUAUUUUGACACACGGCACCUACAGCCGGGUAGUGAGCCUCAAAUGACUGAAUAUAAUGGGACGAUUUGUCGGUAUCCCGACUACAGAGAGCCCCCAUGGUCGGAGAAGGCCUACGAGAAGACAUCAAUGUAUUGGCACAUCCUCGCAGCUCGACUUGCCUUUGUGGUUGUCUUUGAGAAUAUUGUAGCUCUCGUAAUGAUUGUCGUGCGAUGGUGCAUCCCGGAUAUGUCGCCCGAGCUGAGAGAUCAAAUCCGUCGUGAAGCCUACAUAACGAAUGAGAUUAUCAUCAAACAAGAAACAAUUAGGGCUCGAAAUGAAAAAUGCUGUGACGUUGCAACGGCCAGGGCGACAUUUAGAGAUUCAAAUCCUUCGGCUAAUUUCAUUAAAAUGGAACAAAUUGAGCAACUUAUGAGCUCCAAUUUGUCCGGAGCCCAACUAGACUUGGUGAUUCAUGGCCCAGACAAUCCCGCAGCUCCGGGAUAUGUGAGAUCUUCACAGCAGAGGGAUAGCUUAGAACCUGUCUCUUUGUAAAACUUGUACAACCCCAAAGACAAGAAGGGAGUUAUUGCUAUUUUUUUCUUAGAUAUUUUUCAUAAUUAUUUUCUUAGGGGCCUCUCUGCAAUUUUUUUUACUCAUAUUUUUUGUGAUUUUGCGUUGUGAAAAAUGCUUCAUCCUCAAGAGACUGAAGUGCAAAAAAAGUCGAAUAAUAGUUUAACUUGUUUAUUGUUUUUCUUGUUUGUGAUUCGGCACAAAGAAAAUUCUUGUUUAAAAAUUAAAAAAAAAUAUCACGUCUUACCAACCACCUAUCAAAGACAGAAGAAACUUCAUUGAAUCAAGUGUAGUUGAAAGAAGUUUUUCAAAACAACUAAUAGUAGAGAAAAAAUAUUAUUUUUUAGAUAUUUUUAAAGAAUAAAAUAAAUAUUUACGUGUGUAGGUAUACCAAAGACUUUAGCAAAACGUGAACAAAUAUAACGAACCUUUUAAUCACAAUUUAUCUCAUGAAAUAAGGAAAAAAGAAGGAUAAAAAGGUCCUAUAAAUUCAACUCUCUUUCUGUGUUAAUCGAAUAAUUAAUGACUCUUGAUAAUUAUUAUGAAGAAAAUUUACAAAACUCCCAAAUAAUGUGAUAAAAGGAUUUACUUUGUGCCGAGCAACACCUAAAAGCGUACACAGAGAACUUUUAAAGCCUUUAAUGUUGUACAUUUUUUGUAGCUUUAAAAAUACAUUGGCCCGUAAGGUCAAUAUUUAUUUUAUCUUCAAAGUUUUAUUAACCUCUGGCUUUUAAAAUUCUCUGUGUGAAUUUUUGUGAAAAUAUUUAAUCCAUGAUUAGAAGAAAGACAAGAGAAUAUAAAAAAAAAUGUUGUGUGCCUAAUGAGAAUCUCAAAUUUAUAUCGAAUCUAUUAUACUCGAAUAUUUAAUUAAAUCAAACAAAA